Sporisorium graminicola is the source of this 2118-nucleotide messenger RNA. RefSeq lists its product as uncharacterized. The record is from RefSeq and is a predicted model, not a curated record. The transcript has a single exon. Gene Ontology annotation, cellular component: cytoplasm. Gene Ontology annotation, biological process: mitochondrion distribution. Lineage: Eukaryota; Fungi; Basidiomycota; Ustilaginomycetes; Ustilaginales; Ustilaginaceae. The coding region runs from base 1 to 2118 and encodes 705 amino acids.
AUGUCGCAAAAAGAAAUUAUCUACCUUUCGUUCGGUUCCUUUUCCAACCACAUCUCGACCCACUUUUGGAAUCAGCAACAGUCCUACUUCACAUACGACCAAUCGGACCUCCCUUCCGGAACUAACUCGUCUCGCGAUCGAGACGCUCUCCACGAUGGUGAUAACGAGCCGCUCAUAGACCACGACGUCUCGUUCCAAGCAGGUCAAACGCUGACCGGUCAAGACACGUACAACCCUCGAGCGAUCCUCUUCGAGACGCAAGCCGAGUUCGGGGCGCUGAGCAAGCUCAAUGCGCUCUACGACUCGUUCUCCUCUUCGCACGAUACUGAUCAUAAUGUCGCGCUCGAUAGCCUGCAGAGCUGGGGCACAGAGGCGCAGGUGAUCGCAGCGGAGAGGGUGAGGACGAGCAAGUACCAGCGCAGGCUCGAGUUGGAGGAUCAGGGUCUUGACCCCGGAUCUGAUGAUGAUGAUCAUGAUGACGACGACGAGGUCCAGGAUGGAAUCAACGAGAAGGACAUCGCAUCGUCCCAAGUACUCAGACCUGGGGUACCGAGACAGCGAACGACAAGACGGCCACAUCGCUUCUGGUCCGACUACUCGCGGACGUUCUUCCACUCGAAAUCGCUCGUCUCGGUCGGCGGAGAGCUCAUGGCGCCGAUGCCUGGAUCGUACAACGCAGCACAUUCAGCAGCCAGCUCGUCUUCUGAAGGACGUGUCCGCUUCGAAACAUUCUCGCAGGGCGCAAGGUACUACGACGAGCUCGAAGCACAGCAAGAGGUGUUUGACACAAAUAUCCGAUGGUUUGCAGAAGACGCCGACCUGCUGCAAGGGUUCCAGUACUCGAUCGACACCUCGGACGCAUUCGGCGGUCUUGGAUCCAAGUACCUCGAGAACCUUGUCGACGAGUUCCCCAAGCUGAGCCAUCUCGUGUUUGGCGCUGGCUGGGGCAACUUGAAGAGCAUUUCGGACGAGCAAGGGGGGGACGCAGCGUGGGAGAACCGACUGGCUCGCAUUCGGAAAAUGAACAACCUCCAGUCGUUGGUGCAGUUCAUGGAUUUCGCCACGGUCGUUACGCCGCUCAGCGUGCCCAGCUGGCAGGGAGGCACACAGGUAGGGAAGGACUGGAGGAGGUACCUGGGAAGAAUCGAUUUGGGCGACAUGCACCAUGCAGCGGCGCUCGUCUCGGCGCAUCUGGAAACGGCCACGUUGGGCACACGCAUGAAGUCGCGGUCGGAGACGCUGGCUUCGCUCACAUCGCGCUUGAAUUGGCGGAGAGACACGAAGCUCGUGCACCUUGGCGGAGCUAUUCCCGUUCCGUAUCCUACGCCCAUGACCAGUUCUUCCGCGAGUUAUGGUGCUAGCGGCUCGAUGGAUCCAGUGGAUGCGCUGCUCGCUUCGUACGGUUACGGUGGCAAUCGAGACUCUCGCGCACGGCAACGCGGAGAGCCGUUGGAGUCCGAAUCCGAGCUAGCUAAGCGGGGGUCCCAGCUCGUGCUCUGCUCGUGGCUCGAUCUGUCGCUUCCCUUCGGCCUAUCGGGUGCAGAGAAGAAACACAAGCAGCUGCUGUCCAACUUUUCCCGUCCUUUCUCGCACAAUGCGGUGCUGAGGAACUCUCGCCUCGACGACGCACGCCUGGGUCUCGGGAUGCUCGACUCGCUUCUCACGCACAUCCACCCACCCUUCAGCCAGGGUGUCUACAUCCCGCAAUCGUACAACCUUCUCUCGUCGUUCCCCAACUUCUUCUCCUCGCUCGAUAGCGCAUCUCGGCCCAUCACCGAGCCGCACGCGCACUCGGCGGCCAAAGUGACAAAGCCGAAGGACGUGCCUGUACUCUCGUCACUCUCGGCCACCCCGUCGAGCGUGUUCCGCCUCAGAGAGGCGAGAGAGGACAUUCGCGUGGCGCUCCAGGGCCACGCACCGCUAGCAGCCUACGGUCUGGACGCAGAAGACGCACGAGACGCGCUCAAGGAGACACGCGAACUCGUCGAGGGCUGGAUCGAUACAUACACCGUCGACACUGCCGGAGGCGAUGCAGACGACGGAGACGCAAUCGGCACCGAUGAAGAGUAUGACGUCGAUCAGAAGGACGACAACGAUGGAUUGGACUGGGAUAUGUAA